GCGAAAGAAACGUCCUUGGCUUAACGAAGAUACGAAGACAAAUGGCAAAAGUAACCGCGAUUUCUCGUCUCGAGGGUAAAAAGAAUCCAGUUUGAAUCAACCUCCGGCAAAAUCAUCGUAUUGUCCAGGCCAGGAACGGCGUUGGUAGUGUAACAACAAAUCCAACACAGACUAUUCGCGACGGUCGCCAGCAAUGGCGGCUAAACCCCCCAAAAUUUCGGCUCUGAACCCUGGUAAACUGAGUCCACGAGUUUGGUUUUACUCCUCUUUGCUAGCUCUUCAAUACGGAGCCCUGCCGAUUAUCUCCAAACGCUUCACCAGACUAGAAGUAAUUGUAACCUCAUUAGUCUUGACAUGUGAGGUAGCCAAGGUUGUGUGCUCUCUUAUUCUCAUGGCAAAAGAUGGCAGCUUAAAGAAACUGACAAAGGAAUGGACUUUGAUGGGUUCACUUACAACAUCUGGUCUUCCUGCAGCAAUUUAUGCACUUCAAAAUAGCUUGUUGCAGAUAUCUUACAGGAAUCUGGAUUCCCUUGCUUUCUCAAUGCUGAACCAGACAAAAAUCAUUUUCACUGCCUUAUUUACAUAUAUCAUACUGAGUAAUAGGUUGUCAAUUCAACAAAUUGGGGCUCUGUUUUUGUUGAUCAUCGCAGCUGUUCUUCUAAGCAUUGGUGAAGGCUCUAGCAAAGGCAGCAGCAGUGGUGACCCCGAGCAAAUUCUAUUUUAUGGAAUUGUCCCCGUAUUAGUUGCUUCUGCGCUCUCUGGUCUGGCUUCUGCAUUAUGCCAAUGGGCUUCUCAGGUCAAAAAGCACUCGCCAUACUUGAUGACCAUAGAAAUGUCUAUUGUUGGAAGCUUGUGCUUACUGGGUAGUACCUAUAAGUCCCCCGAUGGAGAUGCUAUCAGACGCCAUGGGUUCUUUUAUGGUUGGACUCCACUAACUUUGAUUCCAGUUGUAGCCAAUGCUCUUUGUGGUAUUCUUGUUGGCCUUGUCACCAGCCUUGCUGGUGGUGUGAGAAAGGGGUUUGUCUUGGUUUCGGCACUUCUAGUAACAGCCAUGCUGCAGUUUCUUUUUGAAGGAAAACCACCAUCUGUUUAUUGUCUUGUGGCUCUUCCGCUAGUCAUCAGCAGCAUUUCGAUAUACCAGAAAUAUCCAUACCAAGUCAAAAAGAAAGAAGCCUAACAACCGGCAGGUAGAUAAGGGGAUUUCUCAGAGUUGCCUCAAUUAUUCAAGUUUCAAUUUGUUUUCCCAGCAUGAUAUGUUUUAGGAUUUAUUUAUACUCGGUGGCUAAUAGUAUAGGCAAGGAAGAAGGCAUAUUAUAGGUAUACUUGCUUUCAU
Messenger RNA from Hibiscus syriacus, 1333 nucleotides. Its product is annotated as UDP-N-acetylglucosamine transporter ROCK1-like. Gene Ontology annotation, biological process: pyrimidine nucleotide-sugar transmembrane transport. Bases 194 to 1177 code for a protein of 327 amino acids. Gene Ontology annotation, cellular component: Golgi membrane. The record is from RefSeq and is a predicted model, not a curated record. Gene Ontology annotation, molecular function: pyrimidine nucleotide-sugar transmembrane transporter activity. NCBI's taxonomy places the organism in Eukaryota, Viridiplantae, Streptophyta, Magnoliopsida, Malvales, Malvaceae. The transcript is spliced from 7 exons.